AUAUCACUUUCAAAUUAUGCUGUUUCUUAUCUUAUAUGAAUCAUAAAUGCCGUCGAAUCCUUUCUCACUCCACACCCACAUCCACAUAUAUUCAAACUCAAUAAUCUAAACUGGAUAUAUAUGUAUUAUUAUGUUACAUACCAAAUCUAGAAAUAAAAAUAAAAAUAAAAUUAAAAAAAAAAGUUUGUAGAGAGACGUCGAAAUGAAUCAAUGCGCCCGACCUAAAUCAUCCAAUUCUUUCGCUACAGAUGCGCCCUCAUUGGACUACGAAGUGGCGGAGCUAACAUGGGAAAACGGGCAUCUCGCCGCGUACGGCCUCGGCGCGCCGCGCGCGGCGAGCAAGCACGCCGUCGGCGGCGCGUGGGAAGAUCCAUGCGCCGCCGACACGCUGGAGUCCAUAGUCGACCAAGCCACCUGCCUCCCCCACGCCAAAUCCGCGGCGGGGAAGCUGGUGCCUUGGCUCGACCACGGCGGCGGCUCCGUCAACAAAGCCGCCUCCGCCGCCGCCGCCAGCAUGGACGCCCUCGUGCCGUGCAGCAACAGCUGCCGGAACGACAACCAGGAGAACUCCACGCAGGUCCCGGGCAUCGGCGCGUGCACGGUGGGGUCGUGCAGCGGCGCCGCCGGCACGGACGGCUGCUUGGCUCGUGCGGGGAGAGGUUUCUGCACGAGCUACACGAGCGGGAGCCCGAGCGACACGUGCGGCGGCGGGAGGGACAGCCAGCAGCUGACGCUCGAUUCUUGCGAGAGAGACUUCGGCGGCGGCGGCGUCACGCCUACCUCCCUCUGGUCGCCGGAAAACACCAGCUCCGGCGAUGAUUACACCAAGACCUCCGGCGAGGACCACGACACCGUUUUUCACAGUAGAUCACAGAGGCAGGCAGGAAAAAAAGGCAACAGAAAAUUGGGAAUAGGGAAAUCCUCAAUUUCAGCUAAAGUUAGGGCAGCUGCUAUUCAUAACCAGUCUGAGAGAAGAAGAAGGGACAAAAUUAAUGAAAGAAUGAAGACAUUGCAGAAGUUGGUCCCCAAUUCCAGCAAGACGGACAAAGCAUCCAUGUUGGAUGAAGUGAUAGAUUACAUGAAACAAUUGCAAGCACAAGUUCAUAUGAUUAGUAGGAUGAACUUACCAUCCAUGAUGAUGCCAUUAGCCAUGCAACAACAAUUUCAAAUGUCGAUGAUGAAUCCGGCUAUGGGCAUGGGUAUGGCCAUGCCUAUGCCGAUGCCCAUGCAUGGAAUGGGAGUCAUGGACAUCAAUGCCAUCGGCCGUGCCACCGGAAUGCCGCCCAUGAUGCCGCAGCCCGCAGCCGCCGCCGCAUUCAUGCCGAUGCCCUCGUGGGACGUCCAGCCUCCACCGCUCACGCCCGACUUCUUAUCCAACUUCUUUGCCACGCAGUCGCAACCAAUGACGGUCGACGGUUACACUAGACUGGCAGCUUUGUAUCAGCAAUUUCAACAAACGUCUGCAGGGAGUGGCUCAAAGAAAUGAUUUGGAAAAUGUUGAAUUAUGGAAAAUAAUUAAUAGCUAGAUAGCUGAUCAAACUAUUUUGUGAGGUUUGUUUCAUGUUUAAAUCGGGUUUGUUUUACAUCGACUUUGGUAAAGUUAUAUUGUUAAUGUAGGAGUUAAUUAGACUAGUAUGGAGCAUGAGAUGAGACUAGUAAUAUGUUUGAUUGAUAUGUAUUUUAUUAUAUAAUAUAUAAAUAUUAUGUGUGAUAAAA
This is a messenger RNA of Salvia miltiorrhiza (redroot sage), 1716 nucleotides long. Its product is annotated as transcription factor UNE10-like. NCBI's taxonomy places the organism in Eukaryota, Viridiplantae, Streptophyta, Magnoliopsida, Lamiales, Lamiaceae. Gene Ontology annotation, cellular component: nucleus. The transcript is spliced from 6 exons. Gene Ontology annotation, molecular function: protein dimerization activity. The record is from RefSeq and is a predicted model, not a curated record. The coding region runs from base 203 to 1486 and encodes 427 amino acids.